Molecule: messenger RNA, 564 nt
Organism: Penicillium canariense
Lineage: Eukaryota; Fungi; Ascomycota; Eurotiomycetes; Eurotiales; Aspergillaceae
Product: polyadenylate-binding protein
Exons: 4
Coding region: 1-564 (187 amino acids)
Molecular function (GO): RNA binding
Source: RefSeq, a predicted model, not a curated record
AUGGCUACCGAUGGCAGCGAGCUCAAGGAGGAGCAGGUUCCCCCUCAGGUGGAGGGCGGCGACGAUGAGGAGGAGAUUGCCGCGAUGAAGCGCCGAGUCGCAGAGAUGGAAUCCGAGGCCGCCAAGUUGCGCGAGAUGCAAGACUCAAUUGACCAGCAGUCCGAGGGUCUCCAGGAGAACAAAGAGGAUAUCGAUGCUCGGAGUAUAUUUGUCGGCAACGUCGACUACGGUGCCUCGCCGGAAGAAAUCCAGGCGCACUUCCAGAGCUGUGGCUCUAUCAACCGAGUGACUAUCCUGUUGGACAAAUUCACUGGCCAGCCGAAGGGUUAUGCCUACGUCGAAUUUGCCGAGCCUAGCCUGGUGGCCCAGGCUCUGGUUCUGAACGAGAGUGUUUUCCGUGGCCGCAACCUGAAGGUCACUCCCAAGCGCACCAACCUCCCGGGAAUGACCCGCGGUCGUGGACGGGGUGGAUUCCGUGGUGGCCGUGGCCGUGGUGGUGGUGGCUUCCGUGGCAGCUACCGAGGUGGAUAUCGAGGCCGUGGUCGUGGCUAUGCCCCGUACUAA